GUGAGAAUGUAGUAAAUACAGAACUUGAUACGAUGAAGAAAGUAGAGAUCUGAAAAUGGAGUCGUCCUCGUCUUCGUCGUCCGUGUCACCUUUUCGAUCGGAUGCCAUCAGAGGAAAAGUAGCACUGCUAACCGGAGGUGGUUCCGGCAUCGGUCUUGAAAUCUCCACCCAGUUCGGCAAGCAUGGUGCAUCCGUCGCUAUCAUGGGCCGCCGUUCCUCCGUCGUUCAAUCCGCCGUUUCUUUCCUUCAAUCCCUGGGAAUCCCCGCAGUUGGGUUUCAAGGAGACGUCCGAGUACAGGAAGAUGCAAAGAGAGUGGUGGAGUCUACAGUCAAACAUUUUGGGAAGCUUGACAUUCUGGUCAAUGCUGCUGCUGGCAAUUUUCUCUCCUCCCCCGAGGAUUUGUCUCCCAAUGGUUUUCGAACAGUGUUGGAUAUUGAUGCAGUGGGCACGUACACAAUGUGCCACGAAGCAAUGAAGUAUCUGAAGAAAGGAGGUCCAGGGAGAAGUUCAUCUUCUUCAGGCGGGAGCAUACUAAACAUUAGUGCCACUUUGCAUUACACCGCAACCUUUUAUCAAAUCCAUGUAGCUGCGGCAAAGGCUGCAGUAGAUGCGGUGACUAGGAAUCUGGCACUGGAAUGGGGAACCGACUAUGACAUACGAGUGAAUGGGAUAGCACCCGGUCCCAUAGAGGGCACACCUGGGAUGAGAAAACUUGCGCCUCAAGAGAUGAUGAUAAAUGAUUACGAUAGUAGUAACCAGCGUGACAGCAUUAUGCUUCCUCUAUAUAGACUUGGGGAGAAGUGGGAUGUUGCAAUGGCUGCUCUCUACCUUGCAUCCUGUGCUGGGAAAUACGUGAACGGGACAACAUUGAUAGUGGAUGGAGGACUGUGGGUGAGUCAGCCAAGGCGUCUACCCAAAGAUGUGGUCAAGCAGCUUUCUCGAUCGGUGGAGAAAAGAUCAAGAGAUGCACCCAUUGGCACUCCACCUCUCACAUGCAAACUCUGAUCAUCCUCCUCCCCACUGGAUGGAAAUUAUCUACCAGCAGCAUCCAAUUUGUUUGCUCCGAAGUGGAAAUAAAUUUACUUUUUAUCUUUUCUGAAUUAUACUAUGUAUUCCCAACCUUUUUUAUAAACCAGGUUCUCGGCUUUGCCGGUCUAAUCCAUCUCCCUAGAACCUACCCCCAAACUUUUGACUUAUGGCUAGCUAAAUAUGCAACACUUUGAAUCUCAAUAUGCAAUACAAAUAACUUAAGG
Cuscuta europaea is the source of this 1254-nucleotide messenger RNA. NCBI's taxonomy places the organism in Eukaryota, Viridiplantae, Streptophyta, Magnoliopsida, Solanales, Convolvulaceae. The record is from the annotation of a GenBank genome assembly.